Messenger RNA from Seminavis robusta, 654 nucleotides. NCBI's taxonomy places the organism in Eukaryota, Bacillariophyta, Bacillariophyceae, Naviculales, Naviculaceae. The record is from the annotation of a GenBank genome assembly.
AUGGCGCCUCCUCCGCCUCCUCGGAGACUGGAAGAAUUGGACUUGACACCGAGGAGACGCAUGUCCGUAGAGGAUCUCUGCGACUGUUGUUUCCCCAAGCCUCCCAUGUACACUCCGGUGUGGAGCCACCGCAAGCGACCCUUUCCGGAGUUUCACAAUGACAGCGUCGGUGAAGUAGACGAUCGACCCGUCCACGAAAUUGACAUUGAUCCACCGCAGCAUUCAAACAAUCACGACGAAGAGCAAGCAGAUCCAGAACAAGACGACGAUGAUCUACUACUGUACCUUGGAACCGGAGAGAUUGAUGGAACCAGUCUGCCAGAGCUCUAUGCCAGUGAAGAGGAAGAAGAUGCCAGUGAAGGGAUUCUCUCUCCCAAGAAUGGACCGCAUUAUACUACUAACGACAACGACCACCACCCGAAAAAGAAUCACCACCAACACCACAAGGCUUUUCAAAUACACCAGGUGUACUUUCUAGGCUUCUUUCAAGUUCUAAUGUCACUUGUCCUAUUUCGAAGAUGGAGCCAAGACUGCCAUUGCCACAAUCAACAUUGCAAAUGCGACCAGACAAAGCUGAUUGCUGCUGACACUCCCUGCACCGGAACCGGUAGCAACAAUCCGCACGACGAGAAAAGAAAUGUUGCUACAUUAUAG